AUGUACAGAUCCGAGUCGAGAUUCUUCCGUCCAGAUGAGGCCGCGGUGCAUGCAGAGGUGAUCGAUGUCGACCUUGGAGAAUGCGAGUCUUUCGUUGCGAUUCAUCCGUCUUCGGAUCGUGUAUUCCCGGUGAAGGACUGUGUUGGAGAGUCUUCUAAUGGAUGUAUUUUUGGGGCGUGCACGACGACUGAAGAGGACCUUAUUCUGGCUGCUUUGGUACUGCGGGUCGGUCUGCAGCAGGGCUUGGAGCUUUCCAAGGAAAAGCGGAUAGUCGUCGCAGUGAGCCUGCCCAUCGCCAGGAACUUGAGAGACAUGGGCUUGCUGGACAUCUUCACCAAAUGCGGCUUCGAGCAACCUGCUCCCGGCUGUAGCAUGUGCCUUGGAAUUGCCGGGAACAUUGCUGAGCCGGGCUUCAGAUGGUUGUCCUCGCAAAAUCAAAUGUUCAAGGACCGAAUGGGAAAGGGUACGAGUGCUCGGCCGCAAUGA
Zymoseptoria tritici IPO323 is the source of this 486-nucleotide messenger RNA. RefSeq lists its product as uncharacterized. The record is from RefSeq and is a predicted model, not a curated record. NCBI's taxonomy places the organism in Eukaryota, Fungi, Ascomycota, Dothideomycetes, Mycosphaerellales, Mycosphaerellaceae. Bases 1 to 486 code for a protein of 161 amino acids. The transcript has a single exon.